UGAGGACAAAAGUUCCUCGCUCUGAGGACAAGGUUCCUCACGCUGAGGACAAAGUUUCUCACGCUGAGGACAAGGUCCCUCACGCUGAGGACAAGGUUCCUCAAGCUGAGGACAAAGUACCUCACACUGAGGACAAGGUACAUCACACUGAGGGCAAGGAUCCUCACGCUGAGGACAAGGUUACUCAAGCUGAGGACAAGGUGCCUCACACUGAGGACAAGGUACCUCACACUGAGGACAAGGUUCCUCACUCUGAGGACAAGGUUCCUCACGCUGAGGACAAGGUGCCUCACACUGAGGACUAGGUUCCUCACGCUGAGGACAAGGUACCUCACACUGAGGACAAGGCACUUCACAUUGAGGACAAGGUUCCUCAUGCUGAGGACAAGGUUCCUCACGGUUAGGACAAAGUUCCUCACGCUGAGGACAAAGUUCCUCACGCUGAAGACAGGGUUCCUCACGCUGAGGACAAGGCACCUCACACUGAGGACAAUGUUCCUAUAGCUGAAGACAAGGUACCUCACGCUGAGGACAGGGUUUCUCACGCUGAGAAAAAGGUUCCUAACGCUGAGUACAAGGUACCUCACGCUGAGGACAAGGUAUCUCACGCUGAGGACAAGGUUCCUCACGUUGAGGACAAGUUUCCUCGCGCUGAGGACAAGGUACCUCUCACUGAGGACAAUGUUCCUCAAGAGGACAAGGUGCCUCACCCUGAGGACUAGGUACUUCACACUGAAGACAAGGUUCCUCAUGCUGAGGACAAGGUACUUCCCACUGAGGACAAGGAUCGUCAAGCUGAGAACAAGGUACCUCACACUGAGGACAAGAUACCUCACACUGAAGACAAGGUUCGUCACGCUGAGGACAAGUUUCCUCACGCUGAGGACAAGGUUCAUCAAGGUGAGGACAAGGUACCUCACACUGAGGACUAGGUACCUCACACUGAGGACAAGGAUCCUCACGCUGAGGACAAGGUUCCUCAAGCUGAGGACAAAGUUCCUCACACUGAGGACAAGGCACCUCACAUUGAGGACAAGGUUCCUCAUGCUGAGGACAAGGUUCCUCACGGUUAGGACAAAGUUCCUCACGCUGAGGACAAAGUUCCUCACGCUGAGGACAGGGUUCCUCACGCUGAGGACAAGGCACCUCACACUGAGGACAAUGUUCCUAUAGCUGUAGACAAGGUACCUCACGCUGAGGACAGGGUUUCUCACGCUGAGAAAAAGGUUCCUAACGCUGAGUACAAGGUACCUCACGCUGAGGACAAGGUAUCUCACGCUGAGGAGAAGGUUCCUCACGCUGAGGACAAGUUUCCUCGCGCUGAGGACAAGGUACGUCUCACUGAGGACAAUGUUCCUCAAGAGGACAAGGUGCCUCACCCUGAGGACUAGGUACUUCACACUGAGGACAAGGUUCCUCAUGCUGAGGACAAUGUACUUCCCACUGAGGACAAGGAUCGUCAAGCUGAGAACAAGGUACCUCACACUGAGGACAAGAUACCUCACACUGAAGACAAGGUUCGUCACGCUGAGGACAAGUUUCCUCACGCUGAGGACAAGGUUCAUCAAGGUGAGGACAAAGUACCUCACACUGAGGACAAAGAUCCUCACGCUCAGGACAAGGUUCCUCAAGCUGAGGACAAAGUUCCUCACACUGAGGAGAAGGUACCUCACACUGAGGAGAAGUUUCCUCACUCUGAGGACAAGGUUCCUCACGAUGAGGACAAAGUUUCUCACACUGAGGAAAAGGUUCCUCACGCUGAGAACAGGGUUCCUCACGCUGAGGACAAGAUUCCUUAA
Messenger RNA from Paramuricea clavata, 1799 nucleotides. Lineage: Eukaryota; Metazoa; Cnidaria; Anthozoa; Malacalcyonacea; Plexauridae. The record is from the annotation of a GenBank genome assembly.